AAAAUAUUUUUCUUAUAUCGUUUUUCCAGGAACAAUUUUCCUUGAACGGCAUGGUGCUAUAUUUCCUGCAAUCUUGAACGAUCUCAUCUAAUUUGGAGUUUGCGACAAAGCUAAAAAACUGUACAGCUUGUACGUCUGGCUUAAUAUAUGUACAUAAUAUAUAUUUUCUUUUUCGUCUGCAGAGACACAGCAUCCAUGGUAUGAUGGAGGAGGAGAACGUGAUCCGGCCACAUCAGGAGAUCGCGCAAUUAACUUUAGACGAAAAGAAGUUUCUGCUUGCGGUCGAGAGAGGAGACGUCGCCUCUACUAGACGGAUGCUUCAGAGAGCCGAAGAGACAGGAUACAUCAACAUUAACUGCGUGGAUCCACUUGGGCGCAGUGCUCUCUUGAUGGCCAUAGACAAUGAAAACCUCGAAAUGGUAGAACUUCUUAUCGAACACAAGGUGGAGACCAAGGAUGCACUAUUGCACGCAAUUUCGGAGGAGUUUGUUGAAGCUGUGGAGGUAUUGCUGGAGCAUGAGGAAACCAUACACAAGAAAGGAGAGCCACAUAGUUGGGAAGCUUUGCCUCCUGAUACCGCAACCUUCACCCCAGAUAUCACUCCCCUGAUUCUGUCCGCUCAUCGAGAUAAUUACGAGAUCAUCAAGAUCCUCCUGGACAGAGGAGCUACUCUUCCCAUGCCGCAUGAUGUACGGUAA
This is a messenger RNA of Acanthoscelides obtectus, 698 nucleotides long. The record is from the annotation of a GenBank genome assembly. Lineage: Eukaryota; Metazoa; Arthropoda; Insecta; Coleoptera; Chrysomelidae.